CAACACAUUGGCUAGUGAACCUUCAUCUCUUUCUCUUUCUUGGAUAAGAUCUGUAGAAUGUCUGGUACACUUUGACCCCACUUGAUAAUUUAUUCCUUAAUAGUCUUUUAUCCAAAACUUAUAACCCAUCGUGCACAGGGAAAGGAGAGAAAAGAAAGAAAAGAACAACCCAAUUCUGUUUGAAGAAUUUGAGCACUUGGGUUGUUCUUUGUUCAUAGUUUUCAUUGAUUGUAAUUUGAUUCAUUUUGUUCAGAAAAUUUAAAGACUUGGGUUGGUCUUUGUUUUAUAUGUUACUACAGAAUUACAGAACGUCAUUUCUGCCUGGUUUGGAUUGGUUUCUUUAGAAAAUCAAAAGCUGUGCUUUGUUUUAUUCGAGGGGAAGGGAAUUGGGAAACACCACUCAAAGUAGACCACAAAUUCGAUCGCUUCCCGAUAGCGUAAGCCACGAAGAAGAUUGGGAAUGUGCGAUACUCGAGUUCAAUUGCUGUAGAAGAUAAACAGAAUUUCCUCUAUUUUUUAUGCCGGGAUGAUUCUCACUUGUAUGGACUAUAACAAGUCAUCAACUCAAUCAAGGUGGAAAGGUUUCACCGAGGAGGAGGACUAAAUGCUCUAGAGUUAUGGAGAGAGUUUAUGAAACAUCUAAUGGAAAUGGGCCUACUAGUGAAGGCCAUAUGGUUAUGAGGCACUCCCCUUACCAGCCAUUUUCGAAGAGAUCGUUAUCUUGGCUUGAUUUAAGAGUUUUCUAUGUCAGAGUAAGCAAGUGUGAGACUGAUGAUUCAACUCCCGAGCACCUCACUUUAAACCAUGUCCCAUUGAAUCCUGAUACACUUCUUGAAGUAAAUGGUGUUAGAACUGGCAUCUAUUCUGAUGGCGCAUCCACCCUUCUUAGAAGGGAUCGGCUAGAUAAGAAAUCUGAAGAAGCCACUUUUGUGAGCACAGAUAGCACAAGGCUGACAGGAAGUGUGAAGUUUGAGGUUUUUCAUAAGGAUACUCUUCUGCUAUCUGUGGUUUUAGAGUUGUGUGACAGUAACGGUUAUACUGAAGAGUCAAGAGGAAGUGGCCAGCAAUGGAGCAUGAAUUGUGAAUCAGUCAUAACUGCAGGCACUGGCUUUCUGAAGGCCAAACAAUUUGUUAGCCCAGAUUCAGCUUCUCCCACAGUUGAGGUUUAUGUUGCAGGGUCCUUCUUGGGCAGUCCAAUCAUAUUGACUAGAACUCUGCAGCUUAGUUUACGGAAGAAGCAAAUGAAGAAGGGGAUGCUGGACUCGAUACCGGAGUAUGAGGCAACUGAAGGCCCGAAAGAAGUUACUCCUGUGCAGAUACCAGAUUACUUGAAUUACAAACCAGAAAGUGAGGACCACAACCAUCUGUACUACUCAGGGACAGACUAUUUUGAUGGUGAAGAUGGGGAGCUCACUUGGUUCAAUGCUGGUGUCAGGGUGGGGGUCGGGAUUGGCCUCAGCAUCUGUGUUGGACUUGGGAUAGGAGUAGGUUUGCUGGUUCGUACCUACCAAGGCACAACCCGUAACUUUAGAAGGCGACUACUCUAAUCGACACUUUCGCUUGCUUAUGAUUUUGCUAAAAUAAGUCCUCCCUAUCUCUCAUGGGCUAACUUAGUGGUGUUUCUAACAUAUUUUCUGUGAGCUCAUACUUUGUGAUUAACUGAGAUAAGGCAUAAAUUUCAGCUUUUCUUACCUUUUAAUCCGAAAUAAGUAUAUGUUUUCGUUCUAUGCUACGUACUACCUUAAAUAGGAAACCUACAUUUGAUGUGAUGGGGAUGAGAAUUCAGCCAUUGUUUAGCCUCCUUCAUGUAGCUAGCUCAUCGGCUGUCUGCCUUUUGUUUUGGUGAA
Messenger RNA from Theobroma cacao (cacao), 1847 nucleotides. RefSeq lists its product as uncharacterized. The record is from RefSeq and is a predicted model, not a curated record. Gene Ontology annotation, molecular function: phosphoglycerate dehydrogenase activity. NCBI's taxonomy places the organism in Eukaryota, Viridiplantae, Streptophyta, Magnoliopsida, Malvales, Malvaceae.